Messenger RNA from Aspergillus melleus, 423 nucleotides. RefSeq lists its product as uncharacterized. NCBI's taxonomy places the organism in Eukaryota, Fungi, Ascomycota, Eurotiomycetes, Eurotiales, Aspergillaceae. The transcript has a single exon. Gene Ontology annotation, biological process: DNA-templated transcription elongation. The record is from RefSeq and is a predicted model, not a curated record. The coding region runs from base 1 to 423 and encodes 140 amino acids.
AUGUUACACAACGCCCUGAUACGCACCCAUCACAUCACCUCCCGCAAAAAGGUCUCUGCCUUGAAACGAGCCGCGGAUACCUACAACUGCUUCGUGCUCCUGCGGUCGGGCGGCUGUCCCGGGAUUAUGUACGUUGAAGCCAGAGAGAAAGAUGCCGUCGAGUCGUGGGUCAAUACGGUGCGGAAUCUGCGGUAUAAAGACUUUCAGCUGGUGGUGCGACCCGAUGUCAUCCAGCAUGAGAAUCGCAGUGAAGAGGACAACAGCUCUAGACAACAGAACCGACGUCGGGAUGGCGAUUCCCAUGAGGGAAAGAGAGCGUCGGGUAUAGGCUUGUCGGAGGUUGACAGCGUCAAGGAAUUUGGGAAUGCUAUGCAGCAGCGUGGUGUUUGGCAUUGGUGGAGGAAAGGUAUGGGGUACACUUGA